Molecule: messenger RNA, 8735 nt
Organism: Coregonus sp. 'balchen'
Lineage: Eukaryota; Metazoa; Chordata; Actinopteri; Salmoniformes; Salmonidae
Source: the annotation of a GenBank genome assembly
GUGUAUUCAUGGGGAUGGACCUGCGUUGCCAGGUGAACAACCAUGCCCAUCGUACAGAGGAGAUGGACCUGGAAAGGCUGCUGGUUCGUAGGGGGCAGCCCUUCUCCCUCGCUCUGCAGUGCUCCACACCCCUGCCACCUAAACACAAACUAGCCAUGAUCCUGCAUCUGGGUGAGCAACUCAAGGCCAAGGACCAUAAGCUCGAGUCAGCUAUAGAGUGGAUACUAUUGCACAGUGGGAGGAGGAAUCAGUUAUGAUUGACAGAUAUAAAACGAAAAUGGUCUGGUAAAACAGCUUUGACUGACAGUAUAUGUGUUUUUGUUUGUUUGCGUGUUUAGGUAAGGAGGGUGAGGUGGUGGUGAAGGUUUUGGAUGCCCGUGCUGACCGUGACAAGUGGUGGUUCCGCCACCAGAGGGCUCAGAAUGAGGUGCUGCUGACAGUCCACAGCCCAGCAGACACCCCUGUGGGACUCUACAGCAUGACAUUGCUGCUCCUCUCCCCUGAUGGACACAGCCUGGAGCAGACCACACCAGAGACGUUCUACCUGCUCUUCAAUCCCUGGUGCAAAGGUGAGCUCCGACACAUAAACACACAUGCACAAAUUAGUAGAAUCAGUUGAAACUGCCCUGUUUUAUUUGCUCUUUUGGUGAACCAAUAAGGGCUCAGGAAGGUGUCAUCGGUAUUCAUUACUUUUGCACUCUUAGUAGGUCAGAGUCAGGGGACUCAACUUCUACUUAGGUUGUGUGUUUGUCUCAGUCUGUCUCCCCCUGUGUUUACUUUUAAAUAAGUUUAAGCUAAACAUGAAAUGAUUAGAAGGGAUAGAGAAAUGUCAAAGUUGGUGAAGAGAUUGCUGAUAUGAAAGCUGUCAGUUGUGUGAUACAAUAUCACUACAAUAUGAAUGCUGUUGCCACAUAUGUUUUGUCAUUGUCUUCCCUCUGCUGGGUCUUUGUUUUUCUCCCUCCCAGCUGACUCUGUGUACCUCCCUGAUGAGGAGCUGCUAGAGGAGUACAUCCUGAAUGAAAAUGGCCUCCUUUACCAGGGCUCCUGGGACCAGAUCUCCUCACUGCCCUGGAACUUUGGACAGGUAGCAAACAGCACACCUCUGAAGGAUGGACAGCUAAUCCACCUGAGACAGAAUGGAUAUAUAUAGAGAGAGCGCUUCAAAUCUUUUGAUCACAACCCAUCGAUCCAUUGAGAACAAGAACUCAGUGAUGUGUAGCCUAAAUCACAGUUCUAGCUGAGGCGUUUUCAAACAGAAAGAUAAACAACGGGUGGGAGGGUGUUGGCAGCCAGUGGUUUCUGGCAAGUCUGAUGGCUUGAUAGUGGCCUGUGUGAAUUGUCACAGCUUGAUGGCAUUGGAGACACAGUGCCCUAGCUGGCUGAGGAAAUGUCUUUGGUGGAUGUAAGGCAUUUCUACCCUGUCUAUGUGAAAAUCCAGGGUUUGUCUCAUCUCAGAGAGAGAGAGACACAGAGAGAGACAUAGUCACAUAGACAUUGAGACAGACGGACAGACAGCCUGCAUGGCUGAUUGUCUCCAUCUAGUGAGGAGGAAAGUACAUAUUCACAGUCACAAUCACCAACUGUAUGUACAGUCGUGGUCAAACGUUUUGAGAAUGACACAAGUAUUGGUCUUCACAAAGUUUGCUGCUUCAGUGUUAUGAUAUAUUUUUGUCAGAUGUUACUAUAGUAUACUGAAGUAUAAUUACAAGCAUUCCAUAAGUGUCAAAGGCUUUUAUUGACAAUUACAUUAUGUUUAUGCAAAGAGUCAAUAUUUGCAGUGUUGACCCUUCUUUUUCAAGACCUCUGCAAUCCGCCCUGGCAUGCUGUCAAUUAACUUCUGAGCCACAUCCUGACUGAUGGCAGCCCAUUCUUGCAUAAUCAAUGCUUGGAGUUUGUCAGAAUUUGUGGGUUUUUGUUUGUCCACCCGCCUCUUGAGUAUCGACCACAAGUUCUCAAUGGGAUUAAGGUCUGGGGAGUUUCCUGGCCAUGGACCCAAAAUGUCGAUGUUUGUUCCCCGAGCCACUUAGUUAUCACUUUUGCCUUAUGGCAAGGUGCUCCAUCAUGCUGGAAAGGGCAUUGGUCGUCACCAAACUGUUCUUGGAUGGUUGGGAGAAGUUGCUCUCAGAGGAUGUGUUGGUACCAUUCUUUAUUCAUGGCUGUGUUCUUAGGCAAAAUUGUGAGUGAGCCCACUCCCUUGGCUGAGAAGCAACCCCACACAUGAAUGGUCUCAGGAUGCUUUACUGUUGGCAUGACACAGGACUGAUGGUAGCGCUCACCUUGUCUUCUCCGGACAAAGUGUUUUCCGGCUGCCCCAAACAAUCGAAAAGGGGAUUCAUCAGAGAAAAUGACUUUACCCCAGUCCUCAGCAGUCCAAUCCCUGUACCUUUUGCAGAAUCUCAGUCUGUCUCUUAUGUUUUUCCUGGAGAGAAGUGGCUUCUUUGCUGCCCUUCUUGACACCAGGCCAUCCUCCAAAAGUCUUUGCCUCACUGUGCGUGCAGAUGCACUCACACCUGCCUGCUGCCAUUCCUGAGCAAGCUCUGCACUGGUGGUGCCCCGAUCCCGCAGCUGAAUCAACUUUAGGAGACUGUCCUGGCGCUUGCUGGACUUUCUUGGGCGCCCUGACGCCUUCUUCACAACAAUUGAACCUCUCUCCUUGAAGUUCUUGAUGAUCCGAUAAAUGUUUGAUUUAGGUGCAAUCUUACUAGCAGCAAUUGUGCAAAGCAAUGAUGACGCCACGUGUUUCCUUGCAGGUAACCAUGGUUAACAGAGGAAGAACAAUGAUUUCAAGCACCAUCCUCCUUUUAAAGCUUCCAGUCUGUUAUUCUAACUCAAUCAGCAUGACAGAGUGAUCUCCAGCCUUGUCCUCAUCAACACCCUCACCUGUGUUAACGAGAGAAUCACUGACAUGAUGGCAGCUGGUCCUUUUGUGGCAGGGCUGAAAUGCAGUGGAAAAGUGUUUUGGGGAUUAAGUUCAUUUUCAUGGCAAAGAGGGACUUUGCAAUUAAUUGCAAUUCAUCUGAUCACUCUUCAUGACAUUCUGGAGUACAUGGAAAUUGCCAUCAUCAAAACUGAGGCAGCAGACUUUGUGAAAAUUAGUAUUUGUGUCAUUCUCAAAACUUUUGACCACGACUGUAUGUAUUGUUAACACUGGUUUGAGAUUUGCAUACCUCAUCAUGACCUCAAUGUGUUCUCAUAAUAUUUUAACAUAUAAUCCCACAUCAUUUUUCAUAGUUUGAACAAGAUGUGGUGGACAUCUGUUUUGAAAUCCUGAACAAUUCACCUGCUGCACUGAAAACCCCAGAGAUUGACACAGCCAACCGAGCAGACCCAGUGUACGUGAGCAGGACAAUUACUGCAAUGGUAAGGUUCACCAUAUACCGUCAUUAUUUCUACAUCUAGGGGAAUAGUUAUAAUCUCACAGUAAUUAACUUACUUCCUCUACAUCUGUGCAGGUGAACGCUAAUGAUGACCGUGGCGUGGUGUCGGGCCGCUGGGACGGGAAGUACGAUGAUGGAGUGCCACCCACACGCUGGACCGGCAGUGUGGCCAUCCUCAGGCGAUGGAGCGAGGCCGGGGCACAGAGGGUGCGAUACGGACAGUGCUGGGUGUUCUCAGGUGUAGCCUGCACAGGUGAGGCGCACAUAUAGUGCCUGACACAGGAUGGCUCUUUCUUUUUUCAACUACUAAUUUCUGGCUCUUUCUUUAACCUUUCAUUAGGGCUCCAGUAAUAUUCAGCUCUGUAAUUCUAGACAGACUAUAUGCUGUUUGCUGAUUGGCUCCUUUCUCUCACCCAUCCCACAGUUCUUCGCUGUCUGGGCAUACCUACUCGCCCUGUUACAAACUACUCCUCUGCCCACGACACUGAUGGCAACCUGAAUGUGGACUAUCUGUACGACGAGCAGUUGGAGAGUGUGUCUGAAGGCAGGAAGGACAUGAUCUGGUAAAGCUCAAAAGCUACAUUUCUUUCUCUUGACAAAGUCAUCAUUUUCAUCCGUUUUUUUUUCUAGUGGCCUCCCUCACAUCAAUACUGUAAAUGCUUUGUGUGUGUAGGAACUACCAUUGCUGGGUGGAGUCCUGGAUGGACAGGGAGGAUCUUCCUAAAGGCUAUGAUGGGUGGCAGGCUCUGGAUCCCACCCCACAGGAGAGGAGUGAUGGUACUUGCUAUUCAUGAUCAGUCUGUCUCACUAAGGAAAAGCUCCUUUAAAGCUCUUUAUUAUAUAUAGUACCAGUAAAAAGUUUGGACACACCUCCAGGAUGUUUCUUUAUUUUUUUACUAUUUUCUACAUUGUAGAAUAAUAGUGAAGACAUCAAAACUAUGAAAUAACACAUAUGGAAUCAUGUAGUAACCAAAAAAAGUGUUAAACAAAUCAAAAUAUAUUUUAUAUUUGAGAUGCUUCAAAGUAGCCACCCUUUGCCUUGAUGACAGCUUUGCAUACUCUAGGCAUUCGCUCAACCAGCUUCAUGGGGUAGUCACCUGGAAUGUAUUUCAAUUAACAGGUGUGCCUUAAAAGUUAAUUUGUGGAAUUUCUUUCCUUCUUGAGCCAAUCAGUUGUGUUGUGACAAGGUAUACAGAAGAUAGCCCUAUUUGGCAAAAGACCAAGUCCAUAUUAUGGCAAGAACAGCUCAAAUAAGCAAAGAGAAACGACAGUCCAUCAUUACUUUAAGACAUGAAGGUCAGUCAAUACGGAGAAUUUCAAGAACUUUGAAAGUUGUCGCAAAAAUCAUCAAGCGCUAUGAUGAAACUGUCUCUCAUGAGGACCGCCACAGGAAAGGAAGACCCAGAGUUACCUCUGCUGCAGAGGAAAAGUUCAAAUAAAUACUUCAAAUAAAUGCUUCACAGAGUUCAAGUAACAGACACAUCUCAACAUCAACUGUUCAGAGGAGACUGCGUGAAUCAGGCCUUCAUGGUCAAAUUGCUGCAAAGAAACCACUACUAAAGGACACCAAUAAGAAGAAGAGACUUGCUUGGACCAAGAAACACGAGCAAUGGACUUUAGAUGGGUGGAAAUCUAUCCUUUGGUCUGAUGAGUCCAGAUUUGAGAUUUUUUUUUCUAACCGACGUGUCUUUGUGAGACGCAGAAUAGGUGAACGGAUGAUCUCCGCACAUGUGUGGUUCCCACUGUGAAGCAUGGAGGAGGAGGUGUGAUGGUGUGGGGUUGCUUUGCUGGUGACACUGUCAGUGAUUUAUUUAGAAUUCAAGGCACAUUUAACCAGCAAAGCUACAACACUAUUCUGCAGCGAUACGCCAUCCCAUCUGGUUUGCGCUUAGUGGUACUAUCAUUUGUUUUUCAACAGGACAAUGACCCAAAACACACCUCCAGACUGUGUAAGGGCUAUUUGACCAAUGAGAGUGAUGGAGUGCUGCAUCAGAUGACCUGGCCUCCACAAUCACCCGACCUCAACCCAAUUGAGAUGGUUUGGGAUGAGUUGGACCGCAGAGUGAAGGAAAAGCAGCCAACAAGUGCUCAGCAUAUGUGGGAACUCCUUCAAGACUGUUGGAAAAGCAUUCCUCAUGAAACUGGUUGAGAGAAUGGCAAGAGUGUGCAAAGCUGUCAUCAAGGCAAAGGGUGGCUACUUUGAAGAAUCUAAAAUCUUACAUAUCUUUUGAUUUGUUUAACACUUUUUUGGUUACUACAUGAUUCCAUAUGUGUUCUUUCAUAGUUUUGAUGUCUUCACUAUUAUUCUACAAUGUAGAAAAUAGUUAAAAUAAAGAAAAACCAUUGAAUGAGUAAGUGUGUCCAAAGUUUUGACUGGUACUGUACAUUUUAGAUAAUAUUUUUGUAAUAUGUUACUUGUGCUCUUCACAACCUCACUCUUCAAAUCACCCCAUCCUCCCUCUAUAUUUUCCUUGUCUCUCAGGGGUGUACUGUUGUGGGCCCUGUCCAGUGAAGGCAGUGAGGGAUGGUGAUGUGGGGAUGAAGUAUGAUGCAUCGUUCGUGUUCUCUGAGGUGAACGCAGACCUGGUCACCUGGAUCGUCUACCCAGAUGGCCAACGCUCACAGGUUUCCCUCAACCAGAAGACUGUAGGCCAAAACAUCAGCACCAAGAGUGUGUAUGGAGACUACAGAGAGGACAUCACUAAACAUUACAAAUACCCUGAAGGUAUUCACUUCCUUCCUUCCGUUAAGCACAGAUAACACAAAUAUUCACACAUGCAUAAAUAUUAGCACAGAUGGGUACCGAACAGAAAGAGUACAGUACUGUUACACACAACAAAUACCUCAAGGGAAGGGUGUUACUAUAUACACACUCAUACCACAUGAACACACAGUUUAUAUAACAAUAUGACAUCCUCCUUUCUUUCAAGCAGGUUCAGAGAAGGAGCGUGAGGUGUAUGAGAAGGCAGGACGGCGGGUAACACAGCUGAAUAGAGGACCAGGGCAGCUGGAGAUGAAGAUCAAACACGCCCAGGCUAUCCUGGGUACAGACUUUGAUGUGAUAGUGGAGGUGCACAACGUGGGUGGGGAGGACACCCCAGCCCAGCUUACUGUGACCUCCAACGCUAUCACUUACAACAGCCUUCACCGGGGGGAGUGCCAGAGGAGGACUGCCAGCCUGACCGUACCAGCCCAGAAAGGUGGGCCUCCACUGCCCCCCCCCCACACACACAAAAAAAGUUUAUGUUGUAUUGUCACAUACACCUGAUAGGUGCAGUAGGCGAGAGGUGCAGUAGGCGAGAGGAAUCAAGACUCAUGAAUCAUGACGGAACACUUGGAACUGGUGUCAGUCCCUGUGUUAGAUUUGUUUUUUGACUUGCACUGACCUACAACAUCCCUGGUGUUCUUGAAUUUUUAGGAACCGAAUAAACAGAGCAAAAAAUACCAGAGAAGUGAAAAGACAAUACAAUAACAUACUUUUUCCUCUCAUCCCUAUUAUUCUCACAGCUCAUAAGGAAGUGAUGCGUCUACGGUACGAUCACUACGGGGCCUGUGUGUCUGAGCAUAACCUGAUCAGGGUCACAGCACUGCUCCAGGCCAGCGGCCAGCCUGAUGUCAUUCUGCAAGAGGUCAACAUCCCACUAAGCAUGCCACAGCUCCAUGUCAAGGUACUGGGCUAUACUGUAUGGAACUAUAAAUAGCUGGUGAAUAAUUGCUUGAUGAAUUGAGUGCUACUGUUUGCACUUUGCACAAUUCUCAAGAUUGGCCAUUUCCGGAGGGAAUGCAGUUGAAAUAUGCUGUAGGGGUUAAUUUUGGAUAUACUGAAAUAAUCCUUUCUGAUUAUGCCUGCACUGUCCAUUUUCUUGCUUCAGGUAGUGGGAGAUGCGGUUGUAUCUCGGAAAUUAAUUGCACACAUCAGCUUCACCAAUCCCCUGCCUAUAACCCUGAGAGGGGGUGUGUUCACAGUGGAGGGGGCAGGUCUGACUGCGCCACGGGAGCUCCAAGCACCGUAAGUAUCUCUGUGUGUUGUAUGUGAUAGGGAAUACAUUCUUCAUUGACUGUAUGACUUGUAGCAUGUUUGACAAUAAGUGUUUUCAAAGAGAAUGUUACAUCAGUAUUACAGCCACGUUAUUACUUUAAGUAUAGAGGUGUAAAGUGCUAUUGAAGCACAGAAGUUGACUCUGAUGUUUUGCUUAAAUGCAGCAAAUCUAUAUGGAUGAAAUGUUGCCAACUGUCAUGUUUGCUAUCAGUCUAGCUAUGAUUGUGGGUUUAUCCAUGAGCAAUGAGUGAGACAUGGCAGCAUGAGUUUGAACAGUGAUCUACUUACUAUAUGUAGACCUGAAACUGUUUAAAGCACAGGGCUCUUUAAAGAUCCCACACCCUGUGCAGCAGCAGAUUUAUGAUAGCAGCUCAGAGAGCUCUUGGCUGCCACGGUCAAUUCCUCAGCAAGGACAUAGCCUGACCACAUUGCAAGAGUACAAAUAAUAUGAUCUGCUUUUCUCUCGCUCCACCUCCCCCAAAGACAAAGAGAGAGCCAGACAUACCUCCUUAUCCCAGGCCAAAGACGACUAACCUACCAGCCCAGCGUGGCACUCCAGGACCACAAGCCAAAUGUUACCACACAUAACCUCCAACAGGAGACGCCAGUGUAAACAUAGGCCCUCAGACUAAACACAGGAUAAUUUCUCUGCCCGUCAUUGACGUGAGGCUGGGGUAAAUGUAACAUUCUUUGAAUGGUAUUACGUUCAGGCUGUGAUUUAUUAUUAAAUCAUGAUCCAGAUUGUUGUGCUAAGAAAGAACCAAACAAAAAACAUCAUGCUUGCUGGAUGGACCUAGCCUACCUCAUCUUUUGGUCAGUCAUCUCAUAUAGCUCAAGUGUGAAAUAAAACAUCAGGUUUGACAUGUUUGAUAAACAACCCAAGCUAUUUCUAAUACUCUCAUUGACCACAGCAGGAGACCUCCAGUUAAUGGCCUGAAUGAAUGUCAAUAUUUGAGAUCUGAACAACCAUUUACAUUAGAGGAUCAGAUCAAGGCUGAGUUAAGAGAACCAUGCUUCAAAUAAAAUCAAAUUGUAUUUGUCACAUGCGCCGAAUACAACAGGUGUAGAACUUACAGUUAAAUGCUUACUUACAAGCCCUUAACCAACAAUGCAGUUUUAAGAAAAAUAAGUGUUAAGAAAACAUUUGUAUUUUCUCCUACAGAGGUGACAUUGGCCCAGGUCAAGAGGUGAAGGUCAAGUUGUCCUUUAAGCCCACCCGCGCUGGCCUGAGAAAACUGAUGGUCGACUUUGAUGCAGACAGACUGAGAGAUGUUAAGGGCAUUGCCACUUUGAUUGUGCGAAACAAAUUAACUGUGAAU